This is a messenger RNA of Zingiber officinale, 2868 nucleotides long. Its product is annotated as protein SOSEKI 3-like. The transcript has 6 exons. Lineage: Eukaryota; Viridiplantae; Streptophyta; Magnoliopsida; Zingiberales; Zingiberaceae. The coding region runs from base 434 to 2113 and encodes 559 amino acids. The record is from RefSeq and is a predicted model, not a curated record.
AGAUCACGGAAAUGAUACAGCUGCCACCCGGGCACCCGGUGGAGACUUCAUUUACAUCCUCCAACAUUACGUAGGAGCCACCAUGAAAUGAUACAUACAAACUGUUCGGAGAUCUAAUUGGACGGCGGUGUGCAGAGAUCUCUCCGCCUCCAUCACUACAAACUCCACACCAAGAUGCGAGAUUGAAGGGGGAAAGCCUCCACGUUUACGUAGAAUUCUCCGCUUUUGGGUUGAUAGCGAGGCGCCGCCCACCAACUCCCCUGCUAUUAUACGAUUCUCACUGGUUGCACUGCAAGAGUUCUUCUUGGUGCCAUAAUCUCAAGCUGCCAUUUUGGAUCCCUGCGUGCUUUCGAUCGAUGCCAUUUUGAUGAGAAGGAGCCUCCUUUUGGAUCGGAGUCGAUGUGAAAUCGAGGAGUGAGAGAGUGAGAAGGGGAUGGAAGCGAGGAUGAGAAGGUACGCGCCGCCGCAAGGUAGUCCGGAGAGAACCAAGGUUUGGACUGAGCCGCCGGCGAAGCACCAAACGCAGCAGCAGCAGCAGCAAGGGAGGAAGGUUGCGGUGGUGUACUACCUUUGCAGGAAUCGCCACCUCGAGCACCCGCACUUCAUCGAGGUCCCUCUCUCUUCCGCCGACGGUCUCUUCCUCAGAGAUGUGAUCGAUAGGCUCAAUGUGCUGCGAGGGAAGAGGAUGGCCGCCUUGUAUUCGUGGUCUUGCAAGAGGAGCUACAAGAAUGGAUUUGUGUGGCAUGACCUUUCCGAAGAUGAUCUGAUCCUUCCGGUGCAGGGCAACGAGUAUGUGCUCAAGGGGUCGGAGAUCUUGGAUCAAACACCUCCAGAUCGGAGAGAUCAGGAUUCGAGCAAUGCAAAGAUCCAGAAUCUGAAGAACAGCAACUCUAUGCAAGAACCACCUGUUAGCUACAAAAGACAAGAAGCUUCCUUUUCACCUUCCUCAGCCGUGGUUCUAAUCAAGGAGGCAAAGCUUCCCCCUCCCUCUCCCCAAGAAGGUGACCUCUCCCCCUUCACUCACAGCCACAGAUCAGACUCCUCCGGCAAUGUUUCGCCGGAGCCCUGCAGGAGAACUUCCCUACUUUGUGAAAUCAGCUCUCCUAAGCCGGCAGAGCACAGUGUCCGCAAGCUCUUUGGGGCUGCUCAAGAUGCUUCGACUCAAACCGAAUUCACAGGGAGGAGAAGGAAUGGAUUGAGUACCCGGACGACUGGUGUCUCAACUGAUGAUAGUCCUCUAGAAAUUUGCUACAAUGCAAAAGAGGAAUCCGAGACUGUUAAAUCCGAGAGUUCUCCAUCCAGUACUUUAUCUUUAUCCGGGAAGACGAACACACUCGAAUCCUUGAUACGAGAAGAAGUAAGCUUAAGGAACAACUAUAGGAAUGGGGAGGCAGAAGAAGUUUCCCUCUCAACUGUGUCAAAAUUUAAAGCAACAAACAUGCUGAUGCAUCUGAUUACCUGUGGGUCAAUCUCUGUGAGAGACAACUAUGGCAUUGGCUUUGAGCCGGACUAUAAACCAAGACUCGCCGAUACAAAGCUCACCCCUCCAAUGCUUUCUACUUCCAUGGUUCUUGGGGAGAUCAGUUUCUUGCCGGAGGGCCAAAGAACAAUAGUCCCGAGGAUGAACAAGAAGCAACAUUUCAGUGGGAGCAUGGUCGAAACAAACAAGUUCAAAGAGGGGCAACUAGAAGGAGUACCUAAGCUAAAGCGAUCGUCUUCCUUCAAUGAGGAUAGGAGCUACAACAUGCCUUGUUCAAGAAGGGAGAGUGAAAAGAGAGGAGAGCCAUCUCAACUGAAGUGUCUCUCUAGGACUACCAAAAACACAUCCAACAAAAAUUUCAUGUCGGGUGAGAAUGCGGCAAAGAUAUCCCCCAUUUCAGAUGCAAGGAAGUCCUAUGCGGGGCUGGACAUUUCCAGGCCUUCCCCUCCCCCUUCUUCAACCGAUAAAAGUAAAAGAUCAACAGAGUUCGACCCAGUUAAGGGCUCAUCCACUGAGUUAGAAUUUUGCAGAGAAGUCAAAGAGAAGGUGAUCAAGAUCGAAGAAAGGCUUACUUCUGGAGCUAGGGUUAUAAUACUAUCAAGAUCCCAAUGUGAUGAGAAUGAAGAUGUUUGACUUCAGAAAUCCAACAAAGAUUCAAUCAUCUCAGCUCACAAUUGUGGGGCAUCUAAGUUUUUGUAAGUGCCAUCGGUUCGACACUAUAUCCCUCUACUUAUUCGAGUUAUUUCAGUAGCUUCAAGCUGUUUUCUUGUGCCAACCAGCAAGUAAUGUUAUCAUUACAUUGAUAUAUUCUUCUAGAUUUCCUUGAAGAUUAGAUAACUUUUCUCUUCAUUUCAGUGGCUUGAUAAUUCUGUUCAUGCUAUUUCCAAACACUUGGUAGAACAAAAAAAGUAAUUAAUACUAUUUAAGUAGGUGAUUUAUCACAGAAUACUUAGCUUAUAACAUUGACCUUCUUCACCAAACACCUUGCUCCUAGUCUUAAUUGCUGAUACUGAUAUCGGUGUACGAUUCGGUGUUUUGCCAACGAUGUUUGUGGCUGUUUAGGAAAAAAAAGGAACUCAGAUCUUUACAAUUUUACUUUCAACAUAUUCAUAUUUAUGAUCUUCUUGACUUGAGUAAAGCUCAUAAAAUCUACUGAUUGAUGCUAGUUGCUGAAGUAGCAGUGGAGAUCAAUAUGCUACAUAGGGAAACUUUGAGCAGCUGAUGACAGAUAAUUGACCUUUGAGUUUUUUUUUAAUGUGUAUUUAUGUUUGCUAUCCAGUGUAAUUUUGAACUCAUUUUUUCUAUUCCAUUUUUAUUUGUUUAAGCAAAUAAUCGUACAUUAAAUGGUAGUAUCGAUAUAUAGUUAUUCCAUUGGUUAAUUAUUAUUA